Messenger RNA from Volvox carteri f. nagariensis, 954 nucleotides. RefSeq lists its product as uncharacterized. Gene Ontology annotation, molecular function: hydroxyisourate hydrolase activity; carboxy-lyase activity. The record is from RefSeq and is a predicted model, not a curated record. The transcript has a single exon. Bases 1 to 954 code for a protein of 317 amino acids. Lineage: Eukaryota; Viridiplantae; Chlorophyta; Chlorophyceae; Chlamydomonadales; Volvocaceae. Gene Ontology annotation, biological process: purine nucleobase metabolic process.
AUGGCGUUGCCAAUUACUUAUGAACAGGCCUUAAGUUGCUGCGCAUCCACCAGGUUUGCGCAGCAGCUUGCGGGCGAGGGUCCGUAUGCGGACCUGGACGCAUUGCUUGCAGCAGCUCGUCGCAUAUGGUGGACCCAGACCGGAUUGCCGGGAUGGCUCGAAGCGUUGGCUGCACAUCCGAAGAUUGGAGACAAGAAGGGCAUGGAAGGCAAGACAGAGGCGUUUGCGGGCUUCAGUCGGAAUGAACAAGCCGCAGCUAGCCAGACUCUGAGCAGCGAUGUCAGCGCUGAGUUGGCCGAAUGGAACCACCGUUACUUGAACAAGUUUGGAUUUAUUUUCAUCAUAUUUGCCAAAGGUAAAGCCGCUCCCCAGAUCUUGGAGGUGCUUAAGAGACGCUACCAACGCCUGCCGCAUGAGGAGCUGCAGACUGCAGCCCAGGAACAGAUGAAGAUAACUGAGCUGCGGCUUUGCGGGCUGUUUGGCAUAUCCGAUUACGUUGAAUCGGUGGCAGCCAGGACGCAGCGCCGCGCGGAGCAAGUGUUGACUCAUCUGGCCCCUGCGCCGGGCGGGCCGCUUCGCUCCCCGAUUACAACGCACGUGCUGGACACGGCUACCGGCCUACCUGCUCGCGGCUUGCCUUUGGCGCUAUUGAAGCAGGACGAUUUCUCCAAAGCGUGGGAGACCGUUGGGGAGGGCAUUACCAACGAAGAUGGCCGUGUGGGCACGCUGAUGCAGCCUGGAAACUACAUUACGCCGGGCAGGUACCGCAUGUUCUUUGACACUUCAGUCUACUUGGCAGCAUGCAAGCUGGCACAUCCUGCGUUUUACUCUGAGGUACCAUUCUACCCGGAGGUUGUGGUUGAAUUCAUUAUUACGGCCGACAAGGCCACCGAGCACUACCACAUUCCUCUGCUGCUGAGCCCGUACGGCUUUUCCACAUAUCGCGGCAGCUGA